AUGACUUCGAAGUCCAGCCAGCCCUUGGCCUCCAAGCAGGAAAAGGACGGCACUGAGAAGCGAGGGCGGGGCAGGCCGAGAAAGCAUCCUCCGAAGGAGCCCAGCCAAGUGCCAACACCCGAGACCUGGUGUAGACCACAGGGGAGCAAAAACAAGGGCGCUGCCAAGACCCAGAAAACCACCACGACUCCAGGGAGGAAACCAAGGGGCAAACCCCAAAAACUGGAGGAGGAAGAAAGCAUCUCGCAGGAGUCGUCCCAGGAGCAGUGA
Molecule: messenger RNA, 270 nt
Organism: Eptesicus fuscus (big brown bat)
Lineage: Eukaryota; Metazoa; Chordata; Mammalia; Chiroptera; Vespertilionidae
Product: high mobility group protein HMG-I/HMG-Y-like
Exons: 1
Coding region: 1-270 (89 amino acids)
Biological process (GO): regulation of DNA-templated transcription
Cellular component (GO): chromatin; nucleus
Molecular function (GO): DNA binding; transcription coregulator activity
Source: RefSeq, a predicted model, not a curated record